Messenger RNA from Haemonchus placei, 114 nucleotides. The record is from the annotation of a GenBank genome assembly. NCBI's taxonomy places the organism in Eukaryota, Metazoa, Nematoda, Chromadorea, Rhabditida, Trichostrongylidae.
AUGAAAAAAUUUCUUAGCUUUCGCUUCCAAAACGCUAACACCAACCUCAGCAUUGAUUUGACAGACAAUGAUGCCGUUCUGGUCGAACUCACGUCCAACCCCCAUCAUUGGUAA